CCUCGCUCGGUCGUACGUCGACUGACAUCAGCGAGCAGUAGCGCCCAUCCAUCGUACGUUAACAUCUUCGAGCUGCAGCACUUGAAAGAUCCGUUGGCGGCCCUACUGGUGCUUGGGAUGGCGGACACGGCUCGCCAGAGCCAAGAGCUGCUCGGUCCCAGCUCGGUGGCGCUGUCGUGGAUUGGGGUCUGGAUGCCCCCUGGCGGACGCAGGCCGGGCUUCCGGCUUCUGGGCGCCAUCUUCAUCGUCACCACCGAAAUCGUCAUCAGCUCGCUCACUGCCGUCCAGAUGCUCAUCGACACGCCGACUGACCCCGAAGUCUUCCGUGAGGUUUUCUUCAUCUGCACCUGUGGCUUCUCGUGGUUUGUGAAGUUGGUGUCGUUCGUGGCGCAGUGGAGGCGACUGCAGCGAAUGGUGUUGAGUCUGCUGGAUGCGAAGAUACGGUUUCCCGACAAUGGAACAGGCGUCCGGGAGAGAUACGCCAGGACCGCCUACAGAGUCUGGAUGUGGUGGCAGUCAAUGCCAGCGGUGACGGUGAUGCUGUGGAUGGCAGACCCAUUCAUACAGAACCUCACGUCGCCACCAGCCGAGAACGGCACCAGGCCGCUCAUCUUCUGGAUUCCCGUAGAAGUGCAACAUUCGCCUGCCUACGAAAUAACCUACGCCAUCGAGGCGUUUUGCAUAGGAUCUGCUACGGAGACGAGCAUCCUGAUAGACAUAAUUCUGAUAGUUCUCUUAGUCUAUGCAGCAGGUGAAAUAGCUGUUCUGAAUGAGAAUAUCGCUGGAAUGAGGCUUUCGAACACUCGUGAGCGAGAAAAAGUAGAGCCAGACAAGGGGCUACAAGCUCUGGAAAGGAGUAUUGAUGAAGUGAGCAUAUCACAAACAGCCUACGUGUUCAGCGAGUACAGUUCAGACAGUAAGCGCAAUCUUUUCGUUCUGGAUAGACAUGACACGUACUGGAAACUACACAGCAGUUUAGUGAAGAACAUACAACAUCAUGAAGUUAUUCUAACGUACAUCAAUGACCUGGAAAUCGUGCUGAGCGCAUCUGUCUAUGUCCUGUUGCUUACGAAUGCACUAAAUAUUUGUUUGCAUUCUUUUGGAAUUGUAGCGCUGUUCCAGGAGGGAGCAACAAGCUCGACCGUAUUUAAGGAAGUGAUCUCGUUUGCAUCUUUCCUGGCCCAGACAGGCUUAUUCUGCUUCAUCGGACAGCUAAUAAUCGAUCAGGCGGACAGGCUGCAGUUCUCUGCGUUCAGCUGUGACUGGCCACAGGCAGACGAGUCAUUCUGCAGAUCGCUACGCAUCUUCAUGCUGCAGGCGGCGCGCCCGCUCAGCGUGAGGGUCGGAAAACUCAUCGAGCUGUCAAGGAACUCAUUCCUGCAGGCGAUGAAUUCUUCGUACACAUUAUUCAACAUGCUGUUCAAUCUACAGACAGCAGAUUAACACAAGAAAAUUUCACGCGACGGCUGCAUGUGGACCUUUGGCUGAUCACAGACCCUGAUAGACAGGAAAGAUUUCAUCUGCAACAAACAUAAACUUUAAUGUUAGGAAAAACUAUUUAUUUGCAUUAAUGCUCAAGAUUAGUACCCUCUUGAUUCUGUUGAAACAGUAUGGUAGUCACAAUACAUUAUCACAGGAAAAUAAUCAGUCACACACCAUUUCACGAGCCAUAUUCUUCCUUGUUAUAAGACUCAUUAGGUGUUCCAAGUUGUAACGGUUACUCUUAUCGGUCCAAUGUUUGCCACUAAAUUAUGUUGUGACGCUCUUAUCCUAUCAGCCGUUUUAAUGGCUGCUGCCUGCUGAAAGUAAACCAACAAAAAUCUAAUUUGUAGACUUGGAAACAGAUUGCAAUGGUAAUACGGAAGC
Molecule: messenger RNA, 1866 nt
Organism: Schistocerca americana (American grasshopper)
Lineage: Eukaryota; Metazoa; Arthropoda; Insecta; Orthoptera; Acrididae
Exons: 8
Coding region: 118-1443 (441 amino acids)
Biological process (GO): sensory perception of smell; detection of chemical stimulus involved in sensory perception of smell
Cellular component (GO): plasma membrane
Molecular function (GO): olfactory receptor activity; odorant binding
Source: RefSeq, a predicted model, not a curated record